GGAAGUUGUCCAUUAAUCUUAAACUUUAUGUUUUUUUACCGCGUGUGAAUCAAGCAUGCAGCUUGAUUUUAGGAUUUUACUUGUGAUUUUUAUUUUAAUUUUUUUCCUUAUUUAUAUUUUAUCAUAUUUUAGCGUAAUUACGAUUUUAAUCGCCAUUUGUUUAAGUAUUUUACUCCCCAUAAUCUUCGGUUGGUCAACCGGUGAACGUUGUGCAACGAAACUGAAGUUACCGGCAAAGGCAAAUUCAGAAGUGUCAUUGUCAAGAAAAGGGAAAAAGAAGAGCUUGUCGCCACAUUCACGUUCAAGGAGUACAUAUCAUAAAUACACACACAAUAUUUCUUCUGAUGAAAAUAUGCAUAGAAAUGGAUUUUCAAACUCGUCCUUUAAUGAUAAAAAGUUUGACAGAUCGUUCGAUAAAUGGCGGUCUCCUGUAAAUUCACCCGGUAUGCGUUCUCCCGCAAUACGUGUGGCAUCGCCUGUAGCCGGAUUUGGAUUAAGAACUCGAAAACCAAGUCAGCUCGUUGCAAGAAGACAUUCGUUUUCAGUGAAAGCUUCUUUAGACACUUCAACAAGUGAAAGUAAUUCAAGAAUACCCUUUCUUCCAACCAUCAAAAGAGCAUUGGGACUGGAGACUAUAGUCAGUCCCAGGUACACUAGUAAAGAUGAUUAUAGCAACUAUACAAGUUACCCUGAGGCUGCCUCCCCAGGAUUUGUCCCUGCAGUUCGACUAUCCCAGCACGACCGUCAUCCACUCUCCAAAGUGCGAUCCUCAGCUGUACGAAGUCCAAAUACUAUAAAAAUAGCCCCUCCAGAUCCUCACAAACUUGGCAGUCCAAGGAUGUUGGAGAAGAGGAGGAAAGAUCCUGGGACAGAUGACACCAGGAAAACACCAGACAUGCAAUCUGUUCUUACCGCACUAAAGGAGAAAAGGAGAAAAAGAACUGCUGGCCCAUCAGAAGAUACCUACUGCACUGAAGUACCAACCCAGAAAUCAAAGAGGAGACGACAGGAAAGUCAGCAGUCCAAUGCGUCCACCUCCUCGUUACCUCCCCUGCCUGCUUCCCUGCCAGACCUUUCUGUAUCUGAUUACACUAUACCACGUCUAGAGACACCCUCCCUGAAACGGGCAGCAGCUCCCGAGGUGUCAGAGUGGGAGGGGCAUGCAAGUAAUGCCAAACGACUGCGACAGGAGGGGCGAUACAACUCGAUUUCAAGUUCUCUGAGCUCCAGUCGUUACCUGGAAAGAUCCAACCGCAGCUACAGCCCCAGACCAGAUUGGUCCCAGGAAUCUACAGCCGAAUUAAAACGAGCUAUCCAAAGGGAAAUCAACAAAAUAACCCAGGAAAUGCCCAGUGAUUUAGUCACUAGUCUACGUCUUCAGUGCGAAGGAGUGCAAAAAGACCACAGUGGUAAAGAAAACAGGGAUUUCCCAGUCAGCACCACAGCUCAGGAUCCUGCUUCCUCACUGUCCUCCAUACAGAGGGCUGACACAGUGAUGCUGAAACCAAGCUUGGAUAAAGAGGACCAAUCCUUUGACGUUUCGACAUCAGACACUUCUUUGCUGGACCAAUCACAGAACAAGGCAAUGACCCCGAGACAGAAAGUGACAUUAAACAAGAGUUUCUCGGUGCGUAAACGUCAGAUGUCUCUCUACACAGGCCUCAACAAGUCUUUCUCAAAGGUACCCAAGUCCAAUGUUGUGGCCUGUAUAGAGGACUAUGAAGCUGACCGUGAAGCGGAACAACGACGAGUUGAACAGAUGCUAGAGGACAUCGUGUCCAACGAGGAUGCCGAUAAGAAUAAGGUCAAAGGGAGUGUUCUAGGUGUGACAAACACAGCAGUAUCUACAGUUGUCAUCUCCUCCACACCUUCAACAUCCAACACAGGUAAGUCAAUGGUCAUCUCCCCCACCCCCUCAACAUCCAACACAGGUAAGUCAAUGGUCAUCUCCCCCACACCUUCAACAUCCAACACAGCUCCUGUAACUUCCUCCGUUAAUUUACCUAACCUGUCUGUGAACCCCCUCGUAGUGUCCAAAUCUAUCACUACAUCAGCAUCCACACCAGCCCCAGGUAAGGUUUCCACAACACAAGGGCUUGGGUCCGUAACAGCUCCGUCUUUCAAUAUUUCUACAUCUGCAUCAACAUCGGCGUCCAGUUUGCUAGCCUCCUCUCCAGUGUCCUUGUCAGGGUCGGGCACUUACACUACCGUGAGUGCUGCCCCAGCGGCCAUGAGUCUGGGAAUACAGAACACUACCACGUCUGUGGCAUCCACUUCAAGUAACAACUUUUUUGCGGGCCUUCCCAGCAGUAUUACACCUUCCCUCCCUGGCACUAAUGUAGCUUCUGUCUCCAGUUCAAAGGUUAGUCAAUCUUUAGCUGGCAGUUUUUCUGUAGGAAAUGUAGCUGCAUCAGUAAAAGCAACCAUAAACACAUCAAGUGACAUAAAUUCUACUCUAUCAACUAAAUUUGGACUACAGGCUGCUGAUCCAGGGACUGUAGGUGCAGCAAUUGCUAGUGCCGUUGCUGCAGAAUAUUCAUCGAAAGCUCCAGAUGUGUUAAACUUCGGUGCAGCAACUCCAAGUACAAAUGCCGGGGUAAUCCCUAACUUCGGUAGAGUUACCAAUGCGGCAGCUGCUGCUGUUCAGCCUUCGUUUGGGGUCGUUAACAGUGUAUCGACUACUGCUGGGCCACCUAGCUUUGGCGGUAUUAGCGGUGUUGUGACAUCAAAUGUAGCUCCCAAAGUUACUGCGACAGGAAACACUGCAUCUACUACAGCAUUCAGUAAUGCCUCCACUGUCAACACAACUGGAUUUCCCUUCGGAGUUGCAACCAAUGUUACGCAAACAGGUAGAAGUGCUCCUGCUCCUGUGUUUGGCAACACAACUCAAUCUGUACCUACAGCUAGCUUUGGCACUAGCGCUGGCCCUAACCCAAACUUUGGUGCCAAUAAUUUCCAAAAUACAACUGCAACCACAUUUGGAACUGGAGUCCCGACAAAUCAGCCAAAUUUCACUCCUGUGUUUGCAACUCCAAAUCCUACGACACAGGCAAAUACAUUUGGUGCUCCCUCAGGUAAUGCACCUACUUUUGGUAGUGCUGCGCCCACAUUUGUCGCUCCACAGAACAAACCAACUUUUGGAAAUACUGCUCCCCAGGUUACUAAGGCAGCUACCACUGGUGGCUUCAAUUUUGGAGGCGGAGCUGCUCCGACUGUAAAUUCUAACAUUUUUGGAGGUGCUGUUAACACUGCAGUGAGCACCUCUGGGUUUCCUGCUGCACCCCAAACAACAGCACCACCAGCCUUUAAUUUUGGCACUACAAAUCAGACUACCACCAGUGCUUCAGCCUUCAAUUUUGGGAAUACAUCUACACAGACUACCAGUUCUUCUAGUUUUAAUUUUGGUGCUUCAAAUCUAACGACAACUGCAGCAUCAACAACCUUCAGUUUUGGAGGUGCAACAAAUCCAAAGCCGCAAGCGAUUGAUUUUAGAGGGGUUACAAACGAAAAUAAGACGCAGGCAGCAACACCUGCCUUUAAUUUUGGCGCGUCAAAUCCAACAACUACCGCUUCAAAUUUUGGUUUUGGAGCCACAGUUUCCAAAGCAUCCACUUUCAAUUUUGGAGCCAGUGCAACAACAAACACAGUAGGGGCUGCUCCAGCUUUCGGAGGGGCAAAGCCACAAACAAGUGCCACACCAGUGUUCGGAGGUUCCACUGCCCAGUCCAGUGGAACAUUCCAGGGAGGCAUGACAAAGUCUGGGUCAGCCCCAGCUUUUGGUGACACCGGUCCUAGUUUUAGUGGUGGACCCAAGCCUUCGAAUCCAUUCAAUACAUCUUCGUCUACAAUGUUUGGUGGCAAUGCCCCACCAGGUGCUCCCCAGGCGGCUAACAGUGGCAAUGCUGUGUUUGGAUUUGGAGCCACUACCCAACAACCCCAGCAACCCCAGCAACCCAGUGGUAGUACAACAGGAUUCAACUUCAGUGCAGCUGCAGGAGGAGGUGGGGCCAGUACAUUCAAUUUUGGUGCAAAUGCAUCAUCUACCAGCAGCUUUGGAGCAGGUUCCCCAGCCCCUGGAUUUGGCCAGGCACCCAGUACACCAGGUCAGGGAAUGUUUACUGUCGGAGCCAGUAGCUCGGCAACAAAGCAACGCACCUUGACCAAAGCCAAGCGACGAGGCACUAGGAGAUAAGAACUUAUUCCAAUUUAACAGAGGCUCAUUUUUCUGUUAAAAAAAUAAUUCAGCCAACUUUGAUUGACCACAUUAAGAUCUUGCUAACUGAACAUAACAAAUGCAUGAAUAUUAUGAAUCAUUUAACAAAUGCAUAUAAUUUCUGUGAUCAUAGAGCUUGUGAAUUAAAGGAAUACACAUUACAGUAUUAAUAAACGGUUAGGUUCAGCUAGACUUUCGUGGUUCUCACAAUUGAGUACAUAUGAUGAAAAAUUAGAGAAAUUCCACCCAAAUUGGUAUGAAUUAUUCACAAAGAUUUUACUGCAAGUUAACUCAUUCAUACACAUUCAAACUGAACUUCCCCAGUCUUCGAUUUUGGUUCAAAGGUUCAAAUGUGAUUUAAGGGAUGAAUAAGUUAAGGUAAAGAAGGGACUUUUUCAAUAUCCUUUAGACAUUUAGUCUACAAAGGACUAUUCAACUAAGAAAGAAGUACAAUUUAAAUACUGACUGAAAAAAACUGAUACUCACAGAGGAGGUAAGAUUAAAAUACAGAUUCUCAUAGAGCAGCCCAGGCUAAAAUACAGAUUCUCUUUGAGGAGCCCAGGCUAAAAAGCAGAUUCUCAUGGAGCAGCCCAGGCUAAAAUACAGAUUCUCAUAGAGGAGCCCAGGCUAAAUACAGGUUCUCAUUGAGGAGCCCAGGCUAAAAUACAGAUUCUCAUGGAGGAGCCCAGGCUAAAAUACAGGUUCUCAUGGAGGAGCCCAGGCUAAUAUACAGGUUUUCAUGGCAGAGCCCAGGCUAAAUACAGAUUCUCAUUGAGGAGCCCAGGCUAAAAUACUGAUUCUCAUGGAGCAGCCCAGGCUAAAAUUCAGAUUCUCAUGGCGGAGCCCAGGCUAAAAUACAGGUUCUCCUAGAGGAGCCCAGGCUGAAAUAUAGGUUCUCCUAGAGGAGCCCAGGCUAAAAUACAGGUUCUGAGACGAUCAUACAUGACUUCAUUGUGGAGCAUGACACCAUGUGUUUAUUGUCCUGAUUUCGAUGUUACCAUCUGGUGUUAUCGUCCCACACAUGAGAUGUAAGAAAGAUAUAUAUUUGCGACUGCUUUUCUUUUUACAUGAGAUAGUUCAAUCUUGCACACAGGUAUGAGAGAAGUAUCAUUAUUCAAGCAAGCAGCAUUCGUUAAUUAUUUCCUCGCCCUCAUAUAUUCCACCAUGAUACACGCACAUAAGUGGAUUAUUUCACUAUAACCAUUAAAGGGAGAUCAAAAACGUGGUAUUAUACUCGAUGAUCUGUUAUGGUAGGUGCAAAGGUAAACACUUCCAUGAUGGUUUCAAAUAAGAAGAAAAAAAUAGAAAAAAAGGAUGUAGGUCUCGGAACAUGCAAGUGAUAGGUACAAACAGAAAGUUUUGCGGCAGUUUAAUUCGCACCUUUUUAGCCCUCCAUAAUGAGAGCGAAUUUAUCAUUACAGCCAAUAUAAGUAGACAGCAUAAUAUACAGUAAUUUAAUGUAAGGGUAAAAUGAACACAGAGCGAAAGUUGAUUUUAUGGAUGCAGGACGAAAGUUUCCCGUUAUACAUUAGAUCUGUGUAUUCCAACAAUGUUAGAGAUUUAACAUGACAAGAUACUUCUGACAAGCGCUGUUGCAGUCAGCACAAUCAUAGCUGAUUAGUGGCCUCUUAUGUUAUAGGAGUAGAACAGAGUGUUGUGUGCGAAGAAUACACAUCAGGGGGUUUUCAAAGUGGGCCCGUAAAACAUUUUGUACAGCCCUGGUUGUACUUCACUUUUUAACGCCUUUAAUAUGAAUUUCUGUAAGACUAAUGCAGUGGACAUGAAGUUUUAAGGUACAUAGUGUUCUAGUUCAUUGAAUGAUUUCAUAAAGAAUUCAAUUCGUAAUGUUAUCUAUGAAAUUAAUUUAGAACUCAAAAAAUGUAUUAUUUAAUCACAAUUGUGAUCUCAAAACAAAAUGUUAAUUGAUUUGAGUUUAUUUAAU
Mizuhopecten yessoensis (Yesso scallop) is the source of this 6155-nucleotide messenger RNA. Its product is annotated as mucin-5AC-like. The transcript has 14 exons. The record is from RefSeq and is a predicted model, not a curated record. Bases 56 to 4192 code for a protein of 1378 amino acids. Lineage: Eukaryota; Metazoa; Mollusca; Bivalvia; Pectinida; Pectinidae.